UGCGCACGGUGAGCAUCAGCUCCUCUGACGCACCAUCGGAGAUGAGCAUCCCAGUCCCACAGGCUGUCAGACUUUGGACCUCCAGCAUCAGCAUCACUGCGCGUGCUCCUCUCCAUCCCGGUGUCUGAGCAGGAAUGACCGCGUCUGCGGGGAUUUACCUCGGAGGUGACAGUCAGUGACUCCUGUCUUCACCUGUGUGGAUCAUACCGGGACUCUACGGGACGUCUAUAACCGGGCUCGCUCGAAUGACGUGACGCCGGACUCUUUUCCUCUCAUCGAUCUUGGAUUAUUCUUACAGAGUCUCAGUUUUGGGCUGCAGUUUCCGCUCUGCGGGGCUGCUGCGGUGCUUUUUUUUUAUUUUUUGUGGGGCACUGUUUUGCUGUACGAACGGGAGACUCGACCCGGAAUCGCGAUGCCCACACACUGAGGGGUAGCGGCGGGUUCUGAUCUGGUCACCUUGCACGGCAGCAUGGCCCGAGCCCGCAGGGUGUGCGGCGGCGGCUGUGGGAUGCUGCUGCUCCUCGGUGUUCUGCUGGUCCCUCCUGCCCUGGCCAAAGUGUGCAACGACCGAACCAAACAUGGACAGGACAACAGCUGGUUCUCCAGGGACGGGGAGAAUUUGCCCAUCAUGGUCCUCAUGCCCAUGAACGAGUCGGCCCUGAUGAGCAGCAUCAGCCAGGGAAUCGAACCGGCGGUCCAGCUCGCCAUUCAGCACAUACGCGAGUCCAGGAAGUACUCGUUCUCGCUCAUCACCAAAAUCUACGACACCGAGUGUGACAACGCCAAAGGCCUGAGAGCCUUCUUCGACGCAAUAUGCUACGGCCCCAAACACCUGAUGAUCUUUGGUGGCGUCUGCCCAUCUGUGACAUCCAUCAUUGCCGAGUCCCUAGAGGGCUGGAAUCUGGUGCAGCUGUCCUUUGCAGCAACAACCCCAGUGCUGGCAGACAAGAAGAAAUACCCCAACUUCUUCCGCACCGUCCCGUCCGACAAUGCAGUCAACCCUGCUGUGGUGAAGUUCCUGAACUACUACAACUGGAGUCGCGUCGGGACGCUCACGCAGGACGUCCAGAGGUUCUCUGAGGUGCGGAACGACCUAACCAGUGAGCUGGAGAAGGCAGAUAUUCAGAUCGCUGAUACGGAGAGUUUCUCCAAUGACCCUUGUGUUAAUGUGAAGAAACUAAAGGACAAUGAUGUGCGAAUCAUCAUCGGGCAAUUUGAUGAGAACCUGGCAGCCAAAGUCUUCUGUUGUGCGUAUAACCUGAACAUGUUUGGCAGUAAAUAUCAGUGGAUCAUACCCGGCUGGUACCAGGGCAACUGGUGGGAACAGGCCAACUCCACCAACUGCACCACCAAGAAGCUUCUCACAGCCAUGGAGGGAUACAUCAGCGUGGACUUUGAGCCGCUCAGCGCUCGACAGAUCAAGGGCAUUUCAGGCCGGACCCCGAGGGAGUACGAGAGGGAGUACAGCAGAGAGCUUCAGCAGAAAGGUGUCGAGCCGAGCAAGUUUCACGGCUUUGCCUACGAUGGGAUCUGGGUCAUCGCUAAAACACUGACCCGGGUAAUGGAUCUAUUACGGAUCAAGCAACGGCAAAACACCUACCACAACUUCACAGUGGACGACCGAGAAGUGGGAAAAAUGGUCCUGGACGUGAUGAAUGAGACCAACUUCAACGGCGUAACGGGCCAAGUCAUGUUUCGGAAUGGUGAGAGGAUGGGAACGAUCAAAUUCAACCAAUUUCAAGAGGGCCGGGAGGUGAAGGUGGGAGAGUACAACGCCAUCGCAGAUGUGCUAGACCUCAUCAAUAACUCCAUCAGGUUUCAAGGCGUGGAACCCCCCAAAGAUCGCACGUUUGUGCGCCUGCAGCGUCGGCACAUCAACGUCCCCCUGUACAGCAUCCUGUCCACCAUCACCAUACUGGGCAUGCUGAUGGCCGGGGCCUUCCUCUUCUUCAACAUUAAGAACCGAAAUCACAGGCUGAUCAAGAUGUCCAGUCCCUACAUGAACAACCUGAUCAUCCUCGGAGGCAUGCUGUCCUACGCCUCCAUCUUCCUGUUCGGCCUGGACGGAGGCUUCGUCUCUGACAAAGAGUUUGAGACGCUCUGCACUGUUCGGACGUGGAUCCUCAUCGUCGGUUACACCACAGCUUUUGGUGCCAUGUUCGCCAAGACCUGGAGGGUGCACGCCAUCUUUAAGAACGUCAAGAUGAAGAAGAAAAUCAUAAAGGACCAGAAGCUGUUGAUCAUUGUUGGUGGCAUGCUGCUCAUCGACUUGUGCAUCCUGAUAUGCUGGCAAAUCGUGGACCCUCUAAAACGGACUGUAGAAGAAUACAGCCUGGAGGCCGACCCUCAGGGGCGCGACAUUGCCAUCCGUCCCUUCCUGGAGCACUGUGAAAACACCCACAUGACUAUUUGGCUGGGCAUCGUCUACGCCUACAAGGGGCUGCUCAUGCUUUUCGGCUGCUUCCUGGCAUGGGAGACCAGGAACGUGAGCAUCCCAGCUCUCAACGACAGCAAGUACAUCGGCAUGAGCGUGUACAACGUCGGAAUCAUGUGCAUCAUCGGCGCAGCAGUGUCGUUCCUGACCAGAGAUCAGCCCAACGUGCAGUUCUGCAUCGUAGCACUGGUCAUCAUCUUCUGCAGCACCAUCACCCUCUGCCUGGUUUUCGUUCCAAAGUUCAUCACCAUGAGAACCAAUCCUGAUGCAGCCACUCAGAACCGGAGGUUAAAGUUCACCCAGAACCAGAAGAAGGAGGACUCCAAGACCUCCACCUCCGUGACCAGUGUCAACCAGGCCAACACCUCACGGCUGGAUGGGCUUCAAACCGACAACCACAGGCUGCGCAUGAGGAUAACAGAGCUGGACAAGGAGCUGGAGGAAGUGACCAUGCAGCUGCAGGACACUCCGGAGAAGACGCCCUACAUCAAGCAGAACAACUACCCCGACGCCAACAACAUCCUCAGUAUUCGCAACUUCACGGACGGCAGAGAUGGAGACAAGUCAAUCCUGAAGAACCACCUGGAACAGAAGCCUCAGGGACAGUGGGGCUCUAUGGAUCCCUCCAGGAUAAACAGAGGUCCCCUGGAGGACAUCAACUCACCUGAACACAUACAGCGCCGACUCUCCCUACAGCUGCCCAUCCUGCAUCACGCCUAUCUACCUUCCAUAGGGGGGGUGGACGCCAGCUGCACCAGCCCAAACGGCAGCCCGGGCUCCAGUCCGCGCCACAGACACAUGCCCCCCUCCUACCGGGUCAUGGUCUCUGGCCUGUGAGCUCAGUCCAAUCUGGCGCCUGGAGACUUCUUUUUUUUAACCACAACAGAUAGACUGAUGUCAUCAGCGUGUUUGUGUAUUUUGUCUCAGAACAAGGAGGAAAAGGGGCCACGUCACUCUACCCGUCACCUCAAGCUAAAGUGGGGGAGGGGUGCUACCGAGUGGGCUCUCUUGUGAUCCCCAACGAGAUCUUCUUGUUCGUCGUCGACUCAACGGACACACGCACACACACACCCACACACACACCCACACACACACACACACAACAUGAGCGUGUCGUCAGUAAACGUGGACCGGCCUGGACUUGGUCUGUCUUACCUGUGGCCUCAUCUGCUUCAGAGAGGAUCGUCUGCCUCUGGUUCUGACCCGCUCUUCAUCCCAUUCCAACGUCGCACAUUUCAGGUGGAAUCCACCGAAAACUGGGGGUUCAUUCACCUUAAAUCUGUGCAAGUCUGUGAAACCUGUAAAUAUCGUCAUUUUCAGAAUUUGAUGUGUCGUCAGCUUCUUCCCCGACACCUGCACGCUGUGAACCGAGUCGGGAACGUCACACGCCGCGUGAGGACAGGAAGACAGGAACAGCGAACAGAAACAAUACUAGAGGAUAAAGUUAUGCAUUUCAACGCAGAGAUAAACAACCGCACCUAUACAGGGAUCAAUAAAGAUUUCACCAUCGACAGCGAGGCAGCUAGAGGAGGACGCUGUGAGCAACGGCCGGGUUUAUCUUCACCACCUGCUUUCUCUGUUAGCAUGUGACACCGCGAUUCUCACGGAGCUAGCAGCUAGCGUUCCACCUACAUGUUCCUCACCACGGCAAGCCUGGAAGAGCAUCCUGGUACUUGGAAGGAAUGAUCACAUUGAUCCCGACUCAAUCCACGGAAUACACAGGCAGGAGCCACAGGGAUGGUGCGCUGGACAGACUGACCUGACGGAGCCAGGCUCCCCGAGACCACGACCAAUAAAGCACACACUCUUCCUCACAGCGGUGAUGAUGGAGUGUCACAGACUGACUUCACACUACAGUUGCUAUGGAAAUGUGCUAAACCCAGGCUGCACUGAGCUUAACAGUCAUGUCCUUAUUUUUGUCAUUUUAUUUUUUUACAACCUGUCGGAGUAAAGCUGAGACACAAAGGUGUUUAUCCUCAGCGUCUGUUUCACCAUCGGUGUCUUGGUUUUUAGUUUUUGAGGCGUCGGUGGAGCGCCGUACCUGUUGUCUUAUACUGUAGCCUGCCAGACUCGCGGCACACACUAGGGGGCGACAGUGGUGCGGUCCAACUACCACACAUCUGUAAAUGGUACGUGUCAUAGAGUUAUUUAAAUCGACGCCUCAACCCGCGGGAGACGGCGUCCUCACUGGGAGAAGCGAAGGGGGCGCUCCACCUGCACACCCGCCCGGCCCGGAAUCGCUCGCCCAGUCGAGCCAGAGACUUUGCGAGAUGGUGGCAUUUCCUCGGAAAGAGGACGAGAAACCAGUCGCACAUUUUAUAUAUGACAUUAUAUGUGAUUGUGUACAUUUUGCUGAUACCCUGACGACGGUGUCUAUGUAUGGAAUAUUUGGUAUUUGGCUUUCUCAAGACGGCAUGAAAUACAAAUGUAGAGUUCACUUUUCUUUCUGUCAUGGCCGACCCACGCUGUUGUCGUCCUUUUGAUUUACGCCAGGAGUUGAUUUUUACCUGCUGAUCCGGUCAAUGCCAAGAGUGUCCGUGGACGCCAUCGUCCUCAUCUUCACGACGAAGAUGCUACUGUUCUAGCACUUAAAUCGCCGAGGGCAAUAACGAGAAGUAGCAACGACUGAUCCUGAAAACAUCGUCUGGAUAAUGACUUUUGUAAAGACGCUCCCAGAUGCCAAAUGCAGACCAUCAGGUAAACCUUUCUGUUGACGUGCCCUGAGUUUCUUUGGUUCCGUAUCCAUCGUUUAUGGGUGAAACUGUUGCGAUGCAAUCGUGGUAGGUCAAGGGCUCAUCAGUUACUGUAACAUCAUUCCACCGGUGUUCCGAACCUCCUCACUUUGUUCGCGUGCUUUCCUGGAGAGCGACGGCUGCAGAGUCUGCGGCCUCGCCGUUUUGUCCGUUGAAUAAAGACAGUAAAAAUGUUUAUGCGACUUGUUCGAGAUGGGCAAUAACUGUUUUCAGAGUAGAGAAUUAUAUAUACAAUAUAUAUAAAAACUAUAUAUAUAUGUAUAUGUCAGAGAUUUUUAAGGAGAUAAUUCACAAUAUAACACCGGGAUGUUCUUUUUUUUAUUUACAGUAUCUGUAACCAUGUUAUGUACAGAUGAGCUAUAGAUAUGAUGAAGUUGUAUAAAAUAAGUAUCACACUUGGAACACCUGAUCUUGUUGGAGCCAUGUGUUGUUUCUCGGGGGGUGGGGUGGGAGG
Molecule: messenger RNA, 5641 nt
Organism: Synchiropus splendidus (mandarinfish)
Lineage: Eukaryota; Metazoa; Chordata; Actinopteri; Syngnathiformes; Callionymidae
Gene: gabbr2
Product: gamma-aminobutyric acid (GABA) B receptor, 2
Exons: 19
Coding region: 470-3271 (933 amino acids)
Biological process (GO): gamma-aminobutyric acid signaling pathway; G protein-coupled receptor signaling pathway
Cellular component (GO): membrane; G protein-coupled receptor heterodimeric complex
Molecular function (GO): G protein-coupled GABA receptor activity
Source: RefSeq, a predicted model, not a curated record